AUGGUAUUUGGCCGAACUUCGGGCGGGCUAUACGCCGGAGCCGCAUCCGGGUUCGGGCACUCAGCGGGCGCCGAACUCGCCGGCAGCACCUCAGCUGAAGGUAGUUACGGCGUUUCUGUUGCCGGAGCUAAAGGCGUAGGUGUAGGUGUUGUUAAAACAGUUGAGGUCGAACAGCCUACACCAGUAGUAACAAAUGCCAUAAACAAGAAUGUAGAAAUAGUGAACACUGUAGAAACUACAGCUCCUGUAGAAAAAGUUGUUCCAGCUAAGCAAGUGUCCGUUGUCGAAACCGUACCAGCUGCUCAUGCUGGAUUUACAUUCACAAAAACUGUCCAACCUGUUGCGUACGUCACCAAAACUGUCCAGGCCGCUCCCGUCGUUGCAACCAGGGUUAAGGUCGCAGAAGUGGAGCAAAUGACAGAAGCCCCAAAGAAGGAAGUUGUGCAAGAAGUUGCCCAAGAAGUGCCGCAAUAUUAUAAUACAGUUUACUUGAGGAAACGUUUCCGCCCAAGACAUUUCUACAAACAUUAUGGAUUCUAUCCAGCAGUUCAAUAUGCAUCAAAUGUUGAGGUUGUUCCAGCACCAGUACAGGCCCAAGUAGUGAAACAGGUAUCCAUUCCUGUUCCUCCUCCGGUAGUUAGGACAGAGUUUGUAAAACAGGUUCAAGUACAACCUGCACAGGUCGUAAAGCAGGUCGAAGUUCAACCUGUUCAAGUAAUUAAAGAAGUGCAACCUGUCCAGACCCAUGUCGUAAAACAGGUCUCAGUACCUGCUCAAGGAUCAUUUGCUGCUCAAGGAGGUUUCACAGUCGGUGGUUCUAAGGGUUUUUUUGAUGACAUUUUCAACAUUCCUAUCUCCACAUUGGGCGCAGUAAAUCAAUUUCUGAAUAAUAGAGCCGCUGCUGGUGCUGGUGCCUCUGGAAGCGUACAAUUCAGCAAGCAAGUUUAUGGUUAAAUAUAUAUUUAUUUUAUCAUUUUAAUUAAUUUUAGUUAUAUAUAAUUUAAUUGACAAUAGAACUAGCUCUCUAUGUUCUUCUAUGCUUUAUGUAAUGAAUU
Ctenocephalides felis (cat flea) is the source of this 1055-nucleotide messenger RNA. RefSeq lists its product as uncharacterized. NCBI's taxonomy places the organism in Eukaryota, Metazoa, Arthropoda, Insecta, Siphonaptera, Pulicidae. The transcript has 6 exons. The coding region runs from base 1 to 954 and encodes 317 amino acids. The record is from RefSeq and is a predicted model, not a curated record.